This is a messenger RNA of Dichotomopilus funicola, 720 nucleotides long. Its product is annotated as Ca2+ regulator and membrane fusion protein Fig1-domain-containing protein. The record is from RefSeq and is a predicted model, not a curated record. Gene Ontology annotation, cellular component: membrane; mating projection tip. The annotation marks the transcript as partial. NCBI's taxonomy places the organism in Eukaryota, Fungi, Ascomycota, Sordariomycetes, Sordariales, Chaetomiaceae. Gene Ontology annotation, biological process: conjugation with cellular fusion. The transcript is spliced from 2 exons.
AAUCUGGCAGCCAUUUUACUAGCAGGAUGUACAGCAAAUGGUUUAAGCAAUUUUCAUCUUCUUUCGCUAUCAUAUAACGCCAGCGGCGCGCUGCCAAUCAUCGACGAUACUAUCACCAGCCCCAACACAUCCUCCUCCAUCGCCACUUUACUCGGCAAAGGGGCCGCAUUCCAGAUACGGGUGGGCUACUUCGGAUACUGUCUACUCAACAAUGGCACAACCUUCUGUUCUACGGACUUGCCCUCCUUGGCCUCCUUAAUACGACAGAGCAACUCGAGUGAUCCCGGAAACCUCUUCUACAUUGCUAAAAGAUUUCACGAUGACACAAUCUUUAGCGGACUGAUACUCAUCAGCAUCAUCUUCAGUGCGAUGUGUUUCAUGUUGCUAAGCACAUUCCCCAGCUGGCACACCGAAGAGGACUCAGACGACGGAUCGGAGCGCGAGGUCAAACCGUUCCCAUCUAGGGUAGUCUCGGACAUUUCCUUGCUGCUGGUCCUGGUAUCGUCACUUCUCGCUCUGGUCGCUGCGCUGUGGCAGCACCUUUCGACCGCAGCCACAUCGACCAUGAUUGGCACACUGACUUAUGGGAGUGUGUCUGGGGAAGUCGGGGUCGGGGCAACCGUCUUGGGCUGGGUUUCUACCGGCCUUUUGUGCGUUGUUACGGUGGCCCUGCUUGUCAUGGUCUUGAGUAUCAGGAUUCUCAACCAAAUAGUUGCUUGA